UGACCGGCUUGGGGUGAGGAGCGCGGAGCUUCCCCGACUCACUGCGCCCCAGGACUGACCGACCCGGCGCCAGGGAUCCUGGUGGGCGGGGCGCGCCCACGUGACCGGCGGGGCCCGCGCUGGGCAGUGAGAGGCACUGCCCGGGCGCUCGGUGUGCGCCCGGCCUCCCCUUGCCCUGUCCCUCGCAGGACGGAGGAAGCAGCUCCGAGGGCCGCCCUGGCAAACGCCCAGCGUCCCCAGCAGCAAGGCCGGUGUGACCUGGGCAGCGGCAGUGAUGGACAGCAAACUGGACCUUUCCAAGCUCACAGAUGAGGAGGCCCAGCACGUGUGGCAGGUGGUGCAGCGGGACUUCGCCCUCCGCACUCGGGAAGAAGAACGCCUGGCGUGAGUGUCCAUGUGCGGGAGCCAGGGCACCCAGGUGGGCAGAGACAGGCGUGGGGCAACUGAAGGGCAAAAUUAAGAAGGAGAGCUCCAAGAGGGAGCUGCUCUCCGACACAGCCCACCUGAACGAGACCCACUGUGCCCGCUGCCUGCAGCCCUACCGGCUCCUGGUGAACAGCAAGAGGCAGUGCCUGGACUGCGGCCUCUUCACCUGCAAACACUGCAGCCACUCCCACCCGGAGGCACAGGGCUGGCUGUGCGACCCCUGCCACCUGGCCAGGGUGGUGAAGAUCGGCUCGCUGGAGUGGUUCUACCAGCACGUGCGAGCCCGUUUCACACGCUUCGGGAGCGCCAAGGUGGUGCAGUCCCUAUGUGGACGGCUGCAGGGCGGAGGAAUCGGCUGUCAUGGGGAUUCCAAGCAGCAGAAAUGGGAACUGAAGGAAGUACCCGUGCCCACCCUGGGACUGGGGCCACCGGCAGAAAGUGCCCCUGAGCUGAGCUCUGGUGAGAGGAGCGGAGAGAGCGAGCAGACAGAUGAGGACAGAGAGCUGGACACAGGGGCCCAGGCCCUGCCCCUUGGCAGCAGAAGACGCCUCCUCUCCUUCCGCACCGUGGACUUCCAGGGAGACUCGGACAGCUCCACAGAGCCCUGCAGUCGCGCCCUGUGCCUGUCCUCGGUGUCGGGGGCCACAAACAGCCUGCAGUCCCUCCCAGGUGACCUCUGCUCAGCUGAUGCCGCCUUCCAGGGGCCUGAGAUCCUGCAGGAGGAGGACACCAGGGCCCCCAGGUGCCACUGCGGGCCACUGAAGCAGCCAGCCAGCCUCUCUUUCUUGGGACCAGAGCCCUGCCUGCCUGCAGACCCCAACACUGCAGCCCUGGGGCCCACUGCCAUGGCUGGCACAAAUGCCAGCAGGAGGGCACCGCUCCCUGCGCAGUACCUGGCCGACGUGGACACCUCUGAUGAGGACAGCGUCCAGGCUCCCAGGGUGGCCUCCCAGCAUCCCAGGCGGAGGGGCCAGGCUGCACACGAUGGCCAGUCCCCCACCCAGGCCAGUGCACACACGGAGGCCGACCUGGAGGAGGAGAGACUGCGGAGGAAGCUGCAGGCGCUGACCAGCGGCCUCAGUGACCAAGGCGCCUCAUCUGAAGAGGAGGCAGCCAGGGACGCAGCGGCUGGGCCAAGCGCGGAGGUGUGCACAGCCGCAGGCCGCAUGGACGCCUGGGACAGCAGCCCUCUGGGCCCCGGGGCCCCCACUGUGCCCAGGAGGACCACAGACGAGGCUCUGUCGGAGCUGGAGGACAGAGUGGCCGCAGCGGCCUCUGAAGUGCAGCAGGCGGAGAGUGAGGUUUCCGACAUUGAGUCCAGGAUUGCAGCCCUCAGAGCUGCAGGGCUCACGGUGAAGCCCUCGGUGAGGCCUCGGAGGAAGUCAAACCUCCCGAUCUUCCUUCCUCGAGUGGCGAGGACUCCUGGCAAGAGGUUGGAGGGUCAGAAUGCAGACCCUGCGGAGGAGGGCAAGGCAGCAGCUGCGCCCUGUCUUCUCAGGGGAAAGUACUCCCCCAAAGCUCAUGGCAAAGACCAGGAGUCCUUAGAGCAGAAGUCACUGUACCGUGGAUCCUUGACGCAGAGGAGCCCCAGCAGCAGGAGGGGCAUGGCUCGCCACAUCUUCGCGAAACCCGUGAUGGCCCAGCAGCCUUAAGAGGAGGCUUGGGACCAGGACAGAGGCCCUGGGAGCCCCACCCUGCAUCCACUACGCGGCCUCCCAGGCACCACACUUCCUGCCACACUCGAUCACCGCCCCAGAGAGAAGCUGGAAGACGCCUGUCUAUGUGGCCUGUGGCUGCAGAUGCCGGCACCUCAGACCCAGUUGUCUGGAGGUGCCAGGGCCACCUGCCCAGCUUUGAGCCCUGCGGAGCUGAGCUGAGGUGACCACAGGGUGGCACCGUCUCAAGCUAUGGAAGGACACAGUGACCUUGUUACUGGUCUUCCAGCCCUCCGCAUCUGGCUGUGCUGUGUGGAGGUGACCAAGUUCCUGCCCACGUUAGGUGAGGGCAGAGGGGCCCAGGUCUGUGCCAGUGCAGCGGGAUACCAGGCGGCAACUGCACACAGGACCCACUGGGUGCUGAGGAGAGGAUGCCUGCCUGCCCCUCUGCUGGCCCCUGCGGCCCACAGGCGGGGGCAGCAGCAUCACUGACAGCCCAAAUUCCUCCCCCACCCCGGGAGCACCUCCCUGGACAAGACUUCAGGAUACCAUCUGAACAGUGGCCCGUGACCUGCACUUUCUGGAUGACUCAUACUUCUGAAGUAAACUUGGCCAAUUCACAGAAAUGAGUGCUUUUAAAUUUUCGCCAGAACUGGGGUUUCACAUGCCAUCUCUACCGGAAAGGGCUUGGCUGAUAACUGAUGCUUCCUCCCACAGCCAGCCACCUCCAAGCUGGGAUGGAAGCUGUCACCCAGGGCUCCCAGCGUCUCCCGAAAGACUCUCAGGCACACGGGGCACACAGGCCACAGCCACAGACUCUCGUAUCCUCCAGAAUGAGAAUGAGGAGGGAAUGUUCUGUUAGUUCGCUCAGGUGCCAUGCCAAUGCCCUGUGGCCUCAAGGACAAAGUUCCAUCAGCCGGGAGAACACAACCACAAAAUGUGCUCCCUUCUCUUUCGCAGCCUGGAAGUCAGAACUCAAGUGUCAGGAGGGUCCACUGUAUCUGACAUAUCCGAGUGCCGCAGUCUUAGGCUCUUCCAGCCUCUUCCGGCACACUCUCUCUGGGGCCCCCGACUGCCUCCUCCGGCCCUGCCUGUCUGGUGAUGCCCUGGCCAAACAAAGCCAGACCAAAAGCAUAUGGCUCUGAGGCCCACUGGGCAAAGGUGUGGGAAGAGCUCCCAACCUCCAUCUGGAACCUAAGCCUGCAGGGUCCCCUCUCUAAGGACACCAAGGCUGGUGCCACAGCUGCCUAGCCAGGCCUGCAGCCCGGCCCUAUAGGGUGACAGUCCUUCACCUUCUACCACCAGCACCCAGAACCUCCAGCCAUCCAGUGCCCUCAAGGGAUGUCCAGGGCUGUCUAGGGGACAGGGGACAAGACUGACACCUGCCUCCCACCUCUGCCUCCCUCCCACACACCCCAAGGUGGCGAGGUGCCCAGACCACACCAUUGAAGCUGCCUCACCUAUACACAGUCACGCUUACACCCUCACAUGUGUGCACACACAGCUUGCACGUGGUAGUGUCCAGGACCGCAAGCUCCAGCCCCCGGGUCUCAGCACCCACUGCCUCGGGAGGCCCUGGAGCUGGGCACCCUCCAGUGGACACUACCCAGCAGAGCACCUCCACUGCCCACGCUGCCCAGGAACUCAUGUGAGGGGCAGCCCAUUCCAAGGGGAUGGCGAAUCUUCCCCUGCUCCUUACCCUGAGCCCCUACACACACCAGGUCCCCACCAGACACAACCUUCCCUCUCCAGGGACAGGCACUGUGCCUGAGAACAGCUCUGGGGGUGAUGGGCUGUCCGGAGCUCUCUCCCGAUAUCCAGCCCCGCCCAGGAAAUGAGUCCAGGAGAAGCAACCUGCUGCUCUCCUCUCCAGCACGGUUCUCCCAGAAGACAAUAUUGGUUUGCACCUAGAGGCCCUUGCUGUGUCUCCAGAUAGGAACCAAUGCGGGUCUGAGGCCUGGCUAAAUGGUAAAAUACCGCACAGUUAUUUGAAACAGCACAGGUGUGCAGGUGUCUCAGAGCACAAGGCUGUGGCCAGUGAAAGAAUCUGAGACCUGUGUAAGCAGAGUGGACCUUCCAGGAAGUGUGUGGGACACUCAGGACAACAUCCAUGCUGCAGGUAGUAUAGUUUUCCCCAA
Messenger RNA from Fukomys damarensis (Damara mole-rat), 4219 nucleotides. It is a transcript of the gene Mlph, whose product is annotated as melanophilin. Gene Ontology annotation, biological process: intracellular protein transport. The record is from RefSeq and is a predicted model, not a curated record. Gene Ontology annotation, cellular component: cortical actin cytoskeleton. Lineage: Eukaryota; Metazoa; Chordata; Mammalia; Rodentia; Bathyergidae. Gene Ontology annotation, molecular function: small GTPase binding; actin binding; myosin binding. Bases 309 to 2078 code for a protein of 589 amino acids. The transcript is spliced from 16 exons.